Messenger RNA from Brenthis ino (lesser marbled fritillary), 1377 nucleotides. The record is from the annotation of a GenBank genome assembly. NCBI's taxonomy places the organism in Eukaryota, Metazoa, Arthropoda, Insecta, Lepidoptera, Nymphalidae.
AUGGCGGAUGUCUCAAGCGAUGAACGGAAAGUAAAGUUAACUAAAAAUGGAAAAGUUGUGAAAAGACGCUUACGAAAUCCAGAAGAAUGGCACAAACAAAAACAGAAGCGUUUAAGAAUCGCUGGAUUGGAAUAUAUAAAUGCGAAUGGCAAGAUAGUUCCCCCAAAGCAACCUGGUCCUGAUUGCAAUUGCCGCCGAAAAUGUUUUCAAAAAGUUCCUGAAGAUGUUAGACUUAAAACGUUUCAAGGUUUUUAUUCCAUGAAAACUCACGACGAACAAAAUGCAUAUCUUUUUGGACUUAUGAGGCAAGUUGACGUUAAACGGAAAAGAGUAAAAUCAAGCAGUAGACGAACAUGCACAUUUGAAUAUUUCGUAAGAGUUAAAGGACGUGAAACUCAAGUAUGCCAGACAGCAUUUAAAAAUAUACAUGCAAUAACAGAAAGAAAGGUCAGAGUACUUUGCAAAAAAAUGGAUGAUGGAGUAAUGUUUCCAAGUGACAAUCGUGGUAAAAACAGCCAUAGGCGUUCUGGUGAAGUACGACUACCGUCUGCAGUUAUAGAUCAGAUUAAAAAUCACAUUUAUUCCAUAGUUCAUACUCACAGAUUGAAAGAUUUUAUCAGACUUGACAAAAUUGCUGGUCUAGAAAUUAAUAUAUCAAAAAUGUGGAAAGACUAUAUAAAGACUUAUGAUCCAGACAACAUAUCAGCCACAAUGCCUAAAUCAAAAAGAAAUGUUGAUAUAGUGUUAUCGAGUGAACCAUGUCAACCUACACAGCAUCCACCCCCACAAGAGACCUUUGCCCCCAUUGCUUAUCCUGGUAGUGGUCACCUCGUUAAUAUUGCAGAAAAUUAUUUUGAAAAUCAAUAUCAAACUGCUUUAGCAACUACUACAAAUUCAACAAACUUUUAUCCGACACAAAAUGGUCCACAAGGAAUGGGAAUACUUUUACAAUCAACCGUAUCCAGAGCAACUCAACCUACUGCCUUCAUUUUGCUUCAAACUAAGCCUGAGCCGCAACAAGAUCCACUUGCUAUUACUAAUGCACCUUAUAAUCACAAUAUAAGUGAAGUACAAGAGAAUGAAAAAAGUUCAAAGAAAUCAAAAAAAGAAAGAAAAAAAGGCCCUCUUGUCAAACAAUGGAGGUAUACAAAUAUAUUUCAUGAUGAAAUUAAUGGAGCAGCAUUAGUAGCUAUUAAAACAAGACUGGGAAUGUACUACGCAGAAAGUGAUGCUGCAAGAAAAAAGGCCAAGCAGGCUAGACCUCAAGAGUCAGUUCAAACUCAAACACAAAAUGAACAACCUCAAAUUAGAACUGAAUUAGCACCCAUAAGACCACAACAUCAACCACUAAGGUCACAUACUGUUACAAUAUAUACA